AUAAAUAAUUUUUUUUUAUAAGUGAUUAAUUCUCUAAAUAAUUUUAAUGAUGUAGCUAAUCUAAAUCUAUGUUCAAACUAGCUUAAUUAAGUUUAUUCAAAAAGUUAAAUUGAUGGAAUAUAAUGAGAUGUAUGAUUUAUCAGAAGGUGAUGGUACAGAAGAUGAAAUGAUUGAUAUUCCAAUGGAGGUUAUAGAUUCUAAUACAGCAUCAUCUGCUUUUAAAGACUCUUUUGAGGAAGAAUUUCAAUAUGAAGUUUUAAGUCCAGAUAAAGUAGUUAAACAUAUGAUUGAGAUUAUUAAAGAAGUCAACAUUAUAUUUCAACUUCCUACUACUGCAACGCGUUUAUUACUGCAUCAUUUCAAAUGGGAUAAAGAAAAACUUUUAGAGAGAUAUUAUGAUGGUAAUCCUGAUAAACUUUUUGCUGAGGCUCACCUUUCAAACCCUUUAAAUAAGAAUAAAUCUCAAAAAUCAAAUAUUAUUGAUUAUCAUUCAAAUAAUUACCAUAAUAAUAUUUAUGAACCCCAAACUGCAUUAUGUGAAAUAUGCCUUUUACAAAUUCCAAUUAAACAAAUGACGGGCCUCGACUGUGGACACAAAUUUUGCAUUUCCUGUUGGUCCGAAUAUUUGUCCACGAAAAUCAUACACGAAGGAAUGGGACUGACGAUAUCAUGCGCCGCCCAUAAAUGCGAUACCCUAGUGGAUGAUGCCACUGUCAUGAGUCUAGUUAAAACCCCACAAGUCCGCUACAAAUACCAGCAUAUCAUUACCAAUAGUUUUGUAGAGUGUAAUAGAUUGAUGAGAUGGUGCCCAUCGCCAGAUUGUCAAUUUGCUAUGAAGGUCCAAUAUGUCGACACUAGGCCCGUUAAGUGCAUUUGCGGACACGUGUUUUGUUUUAAUUGCUGUGAAAAUUGGCAUGACCCCGUCAAGUGCAAUUGGCUUAGGAGAUGGAUUAAGAAAUGCGACGAUGACAGUGAAACCUCUAAUUGGAUUGCUGCUAAUACCAAGGAAUGCCCAAAAUGCAACGUGACUAUAGAGAAGGAUGGCGGUUGCAAUCACAUGGUGUGCAAAAACAAGAGCUGCAAGGCCGAUUUUUGCUGGGUUUGCCUCGGUCCCUGGGAACCCCACGGCUCUUCUUGGUACGCUUGUAAUCGCUAUGAUGAAGACGAUGCCCGCCGGGCCAGGGAUUCCCAAGAAAAGUCUAGGGCCGCUCUCCAACGAUACCUCUUUUAUUGCAAUCGAUAUAUGAAUCACAUGCAGAGCUUGAAAUUCGAACACAAGCUCUACUGCGCCAUCCAAAGCAAGAUGGAAGAGAUGCAACAAACGCUCAAUAUGAGCUGGAUAGAGGUACAAUUCCUCAAAAAGGCUGUCGACGUCCUUUGCCAAUGCCGUCAAACACUCAUGUACACUUACGUGUUUGCUUACUACUUAAAGCGCAAUAAUCAAUCCCUUAUUUUUGAGGAAAAUCAAAAGGAUUUGGAAAGUGCAACUGAAAAACUCUCUGAAUACCUCGAAAGAAACAUUACGCAAGAAGAUCAAGCCGAAAUCAAACAAAAAGUUCAGGAUAAAUACAGGUAUUGCGAAGGCAGAAGAAAAGUUUUACUUCAACACGUGCAUGAAGGUUAUGAAAAAGAUUUGUGGGAUUACAACGAAUAAAUGCCUUUUUAAACGCUUGACAUUCGCAAAUUGUAAUUAACAUUAACAAACAACCCCUUAUUGCCCAUGUGUUUAUUUGAAUAUAGAUUUCAAUUUUUUAAAAAAAAUAUAAUGAAAUAUACUAUAUAAAUUUAAUGUUUUUCGCGAUUUUGUAUGAUAUUGGUUUUUAUGAUAUUAUUAUGUAACAAAAAUGUUUAAAAAAAAAUUAUUUAUUAUUAUCAUCUAUUAGGCUCGAUUUAUAAUUUAAAUAAAUAUAUAUAUCUAAGUCUUUUUAAAAUACAAGGAGAAUAAAUUCUGUAAUCUUCUCCCCUCUUAAAUCUAUUUAAUUCUAAAAAACUUGAAUUUUAUUUCAUUAGUAUUUUAUUUACCAUAUCUCGUUCUUUAUACUACACAAUAAAAGUAUUAAUAAA
Gordionus sp. m RMFG-2023 is the source of this 2064-nucleotide messenger RNA. Its product is annotated as E3 ubiquitin-protein ligase ARIH1-like. Gene Ontology annotation, cellular component: nucleus; ubiquitin ligase complex; cytoplasm. Gene Ontology annotation, biological process: ubiquitin-dependent protein catabolic process; positive regulation of proteasomal ubiquitin-dependent protein catabolic process; protein polyubiquitination. Bases 113 to 1654 code for a protein of 513 amino acids. The transcript has 14 exons. Gene Ontology annotation, molecular function: ubiquitin protein ligase activity; ubiquitin conjugating enzyme binding; zinc ion binding. The record is from RefSeq and is a predicted model, not a curated record. Lineage: Eukaryota; Metazoa; Nematomorpha; Gordioida; Chordodea; Parachordodidae.